GAUGCCGUUGAAAACUCUGUUUGACCGAGAGUUUUAUUUCUGUUCACUCUUAACUGACGCGGACUUUUAAUCAACGGGCAUUAAAAGAAAAUCAGAAAGAGACUUCAUACCUCGGUGCGUUUUCAAAACUGAAUCCAGCUGCCGGAAUUUCGAGGACAUUUGCCAGAGCCAUCGUGGAUGUUUGUGCGUCUCUGCGCGUCUCUGCGCCUGAGGUCGCUGUUUGGAGCGUCACGUCUGUUUCCCUUCUUUCGAUUUUGGAGAGAAAAUGGAGAAACACUACACAGACUCUCAAGUCAAAGGAGUCAGCACAGGGACCACCAUCCUGGCUGCUAUUUUUGAUGGAGGGGUUGUGAUUGGAUCAGAUUCAAGAGCUUCAAUUGGAGGGGAAUAUGUAUCUUCUAAAACCAUCAACAAGGUGAUCCAGGUCCAUGACCGGAUCUUCUGCUGCAUCGCUGGUUCACUUGCAGACGCUCAGGCCGUCACCAAGGCUGCAAAGUUUCACCUGUCCUUCCACAGUGUCCAGAUGGAGAAUCCUCCGCUGGUAAUCGCAGCAGCGACGGUCCUGAAGGAACUGUGUUACAAAAACAAAGAGGAGCUGCAGGCCGGCUUCAUCACUGCAGGCUGGGACAAGAAGAAGGGACCACAGGUCUACGUGGUAUCUCUGGGUGGGAUGUUAAUCAGUCAACCUGUUACUAUCGGUGGCUCCGGCAGCACUUACAUCUACGGCUACGUUGAUGCUAAAUAUAAACCAAAUAUGACCAGAGAGGAAUGCAUGCAGUUCGCCACAAACGCUCUGGCUCUGGCAAUGGGCAGGGACAACGUCAGCGGGGGCGUGGCUCACCUGGUGGUGAUCACGGAAGCAGGCGUGGAGCAUGUGGUCGUACCCGGCAACAAGCUGCCCAGGUUCCAUGAUGAGUGACAGGCCGUCACCUCUUGGCUUCAAGCUUAUGGGGAAAUGACAGAAUCAUUUUUCAGAAUUAAUAAACACACUUUUUAACAUUUUUGUUGGUAACUUGGUUUAAAUCAAACUGUUGCAACUGUCCAUAAAGUUUUUCUCAGCCAAAAGUCCUUAAAAAUCACCCUCUCUCAUUUGUGUGUCUAAACAAAAGUUGUUUUCUUUUUCUUUACUUUUUUUUAAGCAUGAGAAAUUACAAUAAAUAACUUUAAUUUUUCAAAAA
Messenger RNA from Cololabis saira (Pacific saury), 1178 nucleotides. RefSeq names its product proteasome 20S subunit beta 12 (gene psmb12). The transcript is spliced from 6 exons. NCBI's taxonomy places the organism in Eukaryota, Metazoa, Chordata, Actinopteri, Beloniformes, Belonidae. Gene Ontology annotation, molecular function: threonine-type endopeptidase activity. The record is from RefSeq and is a predicted model, not a curated record. Gene Ontology annotation, cellular component: proteasome core complex. Bases 266 to 919 code for a protein of 217 amino acids.